AACACCGCAUCUCUUCCUUUAAGUGGGUAUUCUCUUUUCUAGAGAUUGUCUGAUCCUGGAUUCUGCCUUUGGAUUGGUUAGCCAAUCAUAACACAAGGCGCGGGAUAGUUCUAGCCAAUCCUAGUGUGAAGUGGGCGGGGUUUGUCGGAUUAGAGGUGGAAAAUAUACAUACAGACAAAGUAAAACUCUGGGUCGCGUGUAGUGAUUGCUGUGGAGAGCAUAGCAACGGCUCUCAGACAGAGAGAGAGAGAGAGCUUAGUUAACAUGCUGAUUCACUGAGGGAGGGACUCACAGCCUAUUUAAUUAAAGAGUAAAUUACAGUUCAUUUAUUUAUAUCUCAGUAGUAUAUCUAGUUAUAAUAACUGCUGGUUGGUUUGUGAGUGAGUGAGUUAACGUAGAGAUGGAGAGGAAAGUGACCGUCAGGAGAGCCACUUCAGCGGGUUAUCGUUUACCGGAGAGACCGAGCGUCCCCCUCGCCUCUCAGUCCUCCGUGUCCGUGCUGAGACCCUCCCAGAGCCGGACAAGAAGCGCCGGAGAGCCCCCGGAGCGAGACACCGACACCCGAAACCCGGUCAAACAGGACCAGGUCUGGCGCGAGUUCGUGCGGGCUGAGCGGACCGGAGUGAAGGAAUGGGAGAAGAACUGGAGUUUUCUAAAAGACUUUGACCAGCUGGGUCGACCCAGGACAGAGCCCCCUCUCCCCACCUAUGUGCCUCUGUACUCUGACACACUCCCCAACACCAGCAACCAGAUGUUGGGCAGCCGGAUGUGUACAGAACUGGGUAAAGAGCUGAUGCGGAUGGACAAGCUGCUGAUGCUAACAAUGUCGCACCGAAAAAACAAGCAGAGUUCCGAGAUGCAGCCCUGCUGACAGACGCCUGGAGAUCAGACAAGCCCAGCCUCAGCCAUUCUCUUAGAGGACAACUAAACCAGCUCUGAACUGAGCUGACUAUACACUGAUAAGAGUGCUGCACUGAAGUGACUCAAUUCAAAUGUGCGCAGAAGUUCCACAUGAGUUAAAUCUGUACAGUCAUUGCCAAAGAUUAGAAAACUAAUAAGACAGUCCAGUCACAAAAUGAUGACCACCUACUAAGAAAGUGAAAAAAGGUGCACACGUACAAAACUUAAUGUGCAACAUAAAGCUGUGAAAUCAAGCAGAUGGUUAUGGCGAUUCAUUUUAAUGUUCCCUGAGUGAGUGUGUGUGUAUUGAUUUCCUAGUUAUUGUCCUGGUUGUGAAGGUGAACUCCUUGCAGGAAGAAGCUAAUUCACAUCCUGUAUAGAUUGGUUAAAAUACUAUAACUACUAUUGUUAAACACUGUUAUGAAGUCUUACACUUACACUUAACUUACACUAAGUAGUCUUAGUAGUGUUUCCCUUUCAAAAGAAUUUAACUAUAACUAGAACUGUUACUGAAGCUAUGAAAUUCUAAAAACUAAGUUUUUUUUUUUUCUAAAUGAAACCAGUUUAGGUAUUAGGUUUAACGUGAAAUUAUAUAAUCAAAUUGUAUGAAUAGGACUCUGUGGGAUUAAAUUAACACAAUGAAAAUGGACCAAUGGGAAACCUGAAUCAUCACCUUCAAAACUUCACUUACUGUGCAUUUUUAUUAAAUCCACUGAUCAUAUAGGAGCACUUUGAAGUUUAUAAUCUAUAGUUUAUAGUUUAUAAUUACAGACAGUAGUAACCCUGUUCUUCAAUGCUCAGGACCCCACAGGACCACCACAUAGCAGCUGUUAUUUGGGUGGUGGGUCAUUCAUUUUCAGCACUGCAGUGACACUGAUCUGCAUUGUGUAUGAGGUGUUAGUGUGUGUUGUGCUGUAUGUGUAUGAUUGGUUAGGCACAGCAGUGCUGCUGCAGUUUUUAAACACUUGUGUUCACUCACUGUCCUCCACUCUAUUAGAGAUUCUUCCAAGCUGCUCCACCUUGUAAGUGUAAUGUCAGAGACAGAAACUCAUCUGCUGCUGCACAGUUUGUAUUGGUUAUCUUUUAGACCAGUGUUCUUCAAUCCUCAUCCUGGCACCCAAUGGUUUGCUAAUAAGCUGAUUAGUUGAGCUGAUUAGGGGGUUCCAGGACUGAUGAACCCUGCUCUGGUCCUUUAUUAGUGGUUACUGUAGACACCGUAUAUAGGAUGGAUAUUUGUGGUUGGUGGACUAUUCUGAGUCCAGCAGUGACACUAAGAAGGUGGUCAUAAUAUUGUGACUUGACUGUGUAUAAUGUUUGAAUAGAAUAAAUUCAUUGAAGUGCUCUUUUAUUUUUAGUUGUGGACAUUUAGGGCAUACUCACACUUAGAAUACUUUCCACAAACCAUGCUGGAGCACACCCGCUGGCCUGCACUCACACAGCAACUAAUAUUCCUGGUAGUGUUGCACGGUAUACGAUGCUAGAAAAGUAUCUCAAUACUUAGUACAACACCCCGUUUAUUUAGUAUGGUCACUUUAACUUAGUCGGCACAAAAAUCCCAUCUUGUUUUUUUUUAGCUUAAUAACUCAAGAUUGUCUCAACACAUCAGAGAAGUCAUAAACACGCAUUCUGAAGUCUAAUUUUAAAACUAAAAUCCAGUGUCUGAGGCUCUGGGCUCUGUCGUCUCUUAAGUUUCCGCACAGCUAUGUAUACACCAGCUCAAAGCCUGAUACCAACGCAUGGGCUUGUAAACAAUAUUUUGAAUCAUUGAUUUGAAUUUGCACUUGAUUUGUGCACCAAUUUACUCAAUAGGUCAACUUUUCGCUUAACCCAUCGUGUAAGCUCCUUAAAGACUCUUUUUUUUUGUUGUACUUUUUUAGUUCCAUGUUGGAUCUUCUUAGGUGUUUGCUGUGGAAUUAUUUCGGUAUCGCUACCAAGAUAUUAGGCAGAUAUCUUAUUAAAAGUCAUUAUUUUGGUAUGACAACACUAAUUCCUGGUCUUAUCAAGCAGCAAUUACUGAACUAAACUGUACCCUGCUCGAGCACAGUUCGGAGCGAUCACUUUACUCCAAUAAACCAAGCUUUGGUAGAAAAACAUACAGAGUGAGUACGCCCUUUAUACUGUAGGUAAAUUGUGCUAAAAGGUUUAUGGGGGUGUAUAAAUGCUAUAUUUAUGAAAUUGAGCUUCUGCAAUGAAUAAAUUACUUUUUGUAAUGUUUUCUGAUCCAC
This is a messenger RNA of Astyanax mexicanus (Mexican tetra), 3125 nucleotides long. RefSeq names its product chromosome 7 C2orf50 homolog (gene cimip5). The record is from RefSeq and is a predicted model, not a curated record. The coding region runs from base 401 to 871 and encodes 156 amino acids. The transcript has 3 exons. Lineage: Eukaryota; Metazoa; Chordata; Actinopteri; Characiformes; Acestrorhamphidae.